GACGAUUACAAGGACUUGGUGUGGAGAGGGAUGAGGAGACGUGACUUCUCUCUCUACAAGCAGUAUGCCACUGAUAGAUGUCCUGAUUUCAAGGAUUAUCCCUGGUCGGAGAAAAAUGAGGCCGUGGCUGAGGAAGUGAAGGAGAUACGGGACAUGGUGAAGGGAUUAACAAGACAGGUUACAGAGAUUGUGACCGCCACAGGGGCCACGGCUUACCGGGACAAACCUGGAGGGCCCUAUUCACUUCGCUGGGACCGUAGGAAUAACGAUCCCUGGAGGACUGUCGAGGAUAGAAAUCCUAAGACGCAAAUUGAUUAUCGUACGAGGGGAAGAGAGAGAGACGAUGAAUUAUGGCAACGUAGGGACGAUGGGAUAGACCGAGACCGCAAAGAUCGCGAGCUGUUUGUGCGAGCAAGGAGGCUAGAUGAUUACCCCCGAAGCCCUCGCUAUGAGGCCGAUCGGGGCAGAGGCGACUUCCGCGGCAAGUGGGAGAGGGACGGCAGAUACGAGAGACCGGAUCGAGAUGGAUAUAGGGACGACAGAUACGAGAGGUCGGAUCGAGAUGGCUACAGAGGAAGUAGAUAUGAAAGAGGAGAUCGGGACUGGGGACGACAAGAUGGGUCGCGCGGACGGUUUGAGCGUGGGGGAGAUGCGAGAGAGCAGCGCGACGAGUCGCGGGGGUGGUACAACCGAGAGGAUCGACGCGAAGAGUCACGAGGACGAUAUGACUCGGGGGACCGCCGAAAUGAUUCGCAAGGGCGGUAUGAGCAAGGAGGAUCUGAAGGAGACCGGCGCAAUGAUUCGCGUGGUCGGAAUGAGAGAGGGGGAUAUGGCGUCUCAUCAGAAUCAUAUCCGAAGUCGCCUGACCCCAAGGCGGCCAGGAAUUCGAUCUCUAGAGGUGCAGACGACAGGGCAUCUACUCCCAGGAACUCAUGCGUCUACUGUAGAGGAGAAGAUCAUAUCAAGAGCGAUUGUCCGGACCUCAAACGGGCAAUAGAUGAGGGACUUGUCGUGCUUGACGACCGCAAGUACGUCAAGUGGGCAAAUGAUCUAAGAGAUGUAUCGAUGUUCCCUUCGAUGAAGGAGAAUGUCGAAGCAAGGAGAAUAAAGACGAGUAAAGGAAUGGAGCCGGUCAGGAGCCAGAGCAUCAAGAUAAUCUUUGAGGGGGAUAUCGCGACCACACCCAUAAGGGUGGCAGCCACCAAGYCGGCAAGAGGGWCUACAUCGAAGAAGACUGACACGGAUUACGUGAUGACGGAGAAGGACGGGCAGCGGGUCGAUGGAGAGGAGGUUAUCCUUUCGCCGCGAAGAAGGGGAGUGAAGAAGUUCUUAAUGAAGAGUUCGCUGGACGAGAUUGACACCAUCGAGCCACUGAGGCGGGCCCUUCGGCAACCCAUGCAGUGCUCUAUUCUGGAGUACCUGGCGGCAUCGAAGCCGGCUCGUGAUGAGUUACAGAUCAUCACGCGGAAGACUCGCAUACCUCUAUCGGAGGGGGAUAUGGGCGCCCCUAAGGCGGAAGCUUCUACAGUAACAAUAACGGGGGUGACUGCCAGAGCGGAUCGCAUGACGACAGUCCUUCUCGAUGGAAUGGAAGGUGUGCCUCCAGCCAAGUUUUAUAUACUUGGUAGCGGGGCCGUGGAGACGAUUAUAAACGAUGGAACGAUACUCGAUGCUGUGAUCGAUAACGGCAGUGAGGCUGUCAUCAUAGACGAGGACCUGGCAGUACAGUUUGGACUGGGCCUCGACAGGUCGUACCUGUUCGAGAUAGAGACGGCUGAUGGGAGAAAGCAACAGAUCACUGGGGUUUGUCAUAAGGCAGCCAUAGAAGUCCAAGGAGUAAGAGUGACCCUGCCUGUUUUUGCGGUCAAGAAUUGCAGCUCCGACCUGCUCUUGGGUCGAACGUGGCUGAGCCACGUGCAUGCGGUGACGAUAGAGCGACCUGAUGGGAGCCAAACAUUGUCCAUUAGGAAGCCAGACGGGACACGGGUGAUGAUUGAGACAGUGGAGCCUCGGGACCCGAGGAACAGAGCAGCUCUCGCUGUGGGUGCAAGACCCAGUGAUCAGAUUAGGUCUUUACCCAUCUCCGGCCGCGCGAAGGAUGCUAGAGGGAAGGAAAGACCGUUAAGAUUUGAGAGUAAGACACUUAAUACGGYUGAGCGUAACUACAGUCAAUUCAAGAAGGAGGUGUUAGCUGUUUUCCGGUGUCUAGACACAUUCAGACACUAUAUCUAUGGGCGAUGGUUCAUCUUGAGAGUAGACCCCACCGCGGUUGCCUCUGUCCUCCAGAAGGACUUUAGUCUGACGGACCCGACCAUCGCCCGAUGGUUAAUACGGAUUCGGCUAUACGAUUACACGGUCGAAAGAGUAUCUGGUACGAAAAAUGCCGUGGCAGAUGGACUUUCACGCAUCCCUCUCGAGCGUCCGAUAGUAGCUGGGGCUCUGACAAUGGCAGAGCCGAGGCGCGCCAAGAGAUUUCUAGUUAAACUUUACGAGGGCAAGUACCGAAUGAUCGAACUACACCUGACGGGAGAAGAGUGUCAAGAUUCAGAUAUCCGGAGGCAAACAGCCCAGUACUGCCUUAGAGCGGGCCACCUUUUCCAAAGGCCAGUAGGGUCGGGAAUGCCCUUACGAGUAGUCUGUGACCCUGAGGAGAGACAGACAAUAGUUGCGGAACUUCACGACGGCAUAGUCGGAGGACACAGGGGAGUCAAGGGAACCUACGAAAAGAUACACCGGCUGUACUGGUGGGAUGGACAGUAUAAGGACGUCGAGAGGUACUGUAUGACAUGCGAAGAGUGCCAGAAGAGAGCUCUUGUGAAAUACAAAGAGCAACUUCAUCCAUCCUAUCCGACCAGACCAGGAGAGAAGGUACAUAUCGAUCUAGUGAAGAUGCCGAGAGGGGUAGGAAAUAUGAACUACGUCGUGAACAUACGAGACGAUUUCACUGGGUUCGUGAACGGUAGACCUAUCAGGAGUAAGGCGGCAAAGGAAGUAAAGAACUUUGUCCUAGAGUACUUAUCUAGGUAUGGUUGUGUCGCCAAGAUAGUGAUGGACAGAGGGGCGGAAUUCCUAGGCGACGAGGUCCAGAGCGUGUUUAGGAGAGCCGGUGCGAGAGUUUCGAUAGCCACCGCCUAUCACCCACAGUCGAACUCCCCAGUAGAGAGGGGACACCAGACUCUGAUAGCGUCACUGUCCAAGUGGUGCAAGGGUAAAGACAGUGAUUGGCCACGAUAUUUUCGAUACGCGAUAUGGGCGGACAACGUCACGGUCCGGGCUAGUACCGGAUACCCACCAUACACCUUGURGUUUGGACGACAUUGUCCGCKUCCCAUAGAGUUUCACGUCGACAGUUGGACAACCGUCGACUGGGCAGAGGAGAUGUCCAGAGAGGAACUCUUAGCUGCUCGAACAAGACAGAUAGCCUACGGKUUGGAAGAUAACCUUAUGACAGCAGCCGAUCGUCUGGCAGUGGAAAGGGACAAGGGUAAAGAGAGAUGGGAUAAGAACGUGCGGAUCAGGAAGGAAAGGGUGCCUCCUCUACGAUGCAGCGCUGGAAAGAACCUGGACCGGAAAGCUUGCCAAUAGAUGGAUGGGACCUUACAAAGUGGUUGAGGAACUUGACUGGGGUGCAUAUAUGAUAGCAGAACUAGACGGAUCUAAGUGGAAGGACCCAGUGGCGGAGGCUAGGUUAAAGCUGUUUAGGCCCAGACCCGCGCCCGCUUUAUCGCUAACCAGCCCGAAAGGGAAAGGGAAAGCCAUGAUGGAGGAUGGGGCCCCCUCGAGGCAAUUCGAGGCAGGGGAGAGUUCCAAGAAAAGGAAAAGAAUAGAGAAGAGAAAGGUCAAAGGGUUAGCCUUAGGAAGAGAGAAGAGAUGGUUAUUCGUGCUCAAGCGAGCUAGACGUACUGGAGGGUCGGCACCCUGCUCGCGGCAAAGACAGAAGAAAAAGAGGAUCGUGACGGGACCAAAAACCAGAAGAAACAGGAGAAUCAAGAAGCAUUUUCUUA
Molecule: messenger RNA, 4004 nt
Organism: Chara braunii
Lineage: Eukaryota; Viridiplantae; Streptophyta; Charophyceae; Charales; Characeae
Source: the annotation of a GenBank genome assembly